Liolophura sinensis is the source of this 4257-nucleotide messenger RNA. RefSeq names its product glutamyl aminopeptidase-like. The transcript is spliced from 19 exons. Gene Ontology annotation, biological process: peptide catabolic process; proteolysis. The record is from RefSeq and is a predicted model, not a curated record. Gene Ontology annotation, molecular function: metalloaminopeptidase activity; peptide binding; zinc ion binding. Gene Ontology annotation, cellular component: membrane; cytoplasm. NCBI's taxonomy places the organism in Eukaryota, Metazoa, Mollusca, Polyplacophora, Chitonida, Chitonidae.
AUCCCAGUUCGGCUGGCUGUGAUGACAAACAUGGGAUCGAUUGAGAUGGUACCGGCAGACGAUGAAGAUUCCGCGUUCUUACUGGUUUCAGACAACAGCCCAAGCUCUCACAAGAAGACAGGGUAUGAGCCACCUGUGUUAGGCGCAUACCAUUGUGGACGAUGUGGACAGAAAAGGCUCACUGGUUGCCUUUUGACAUUAGUCAUCGUUGUUAUCUCGGCUCUGAUUGGUGUAAUCUUACGUCCAGUAGUACUCCCAUCAUGUCCGGAUAAUUUCCCGUCCACGAGUCAAUCAACGACUUUCUCCCCAGCAUCGGAAACUACAACUCAAGAACCGUCUUCCAGUGGGAAGCCUUAUCCUUGGAAAGACAUUCGAUUACCACGAGAUAUCUUACCGGACUCAUAUCACAUUCACAUGCAUCCUAAUAUAACAGAGUCUUGGUUCAGGGGCACGGUUGAAAUUCACCUGCGGGUGGAGAAGGAGACGAACUGUAUCAUAUUCCACGCCAAAAAUAUUAACAUCACUAGUCACGUUUUGAUAUACGACAGUCCGGGAAAAAGGAAAGUUGAUAUUGUGGAAGCAAUGGAGUAUAAACCGUUUGAGCAGUACUAUCUGAAACUAAAUCGUACGUUGCUCAAAAAUGACAGGGUUAUGUUGACCUUGGAAUUCAAGGGCGCCCUAGUGCGGAAGUUGACUGGCUUCUACAAGAGUAGUUACAAAACAAAGGCAAACGAGACAAGAGAAAUAGCUACGACGGAUUUCGAGCCGACGGACGCCAGGACGGCCUUUCCGUGUUUUGAUGAGCCUGACAUUAAAGCCAAUUUCAGUUUGUCCAUGGUGAGGGACACACACCACAUCUCCCUGUUCAACAUGCCUCUGGCGAGCAGCGCCCCCUACCAAGGGAACUCACUACUAGUGGAAGACACGUUUGAGGCCAGCGUGAAAAUGAGUACUUAUUUGGUGGCAUUUGUGGUCUGUGACUUCGCCAAUCUGACGAGUCACACAAACUCAGGUGUAAUGGUCCGUGUUUUUGCCCCACCCGACAAUAUUCAUGAAGGGCAAUUCGCUCUGGAUGUAGCCGUCAAAGUUUUACCUUUCUACGAAGAGUUCUUCGGAAUCCCGUACCCAUUACCCAAACAAGACUUAAUCGCCAUUCCCGAUUUUAACUCCGGUGCUAUGGAAAACUGGGGCCUGAUAACUUACAGGACGACGUCAAUCCUGUACGACCCGGAAGCUACGCCAUUCACAUCACAGCAGUACGUGGCCAGCACUGUGGCUCACGAGCUCGCCCACCAGUGGUUUGGAAAUCUGGUCACCAUGAAAUGGUGGGACGACCUCUGGUUGAAUGAGGGCUUUGCCAGCUACAUGGAGUACAUAGGGACAAAUGUUGUGAAGCCUCAGUGGAAAAUGCUGGAGCAGUUUAUCACUGAAGACUUUGAGGACGCCCUGAGUCUCGAUGCUCUAGCCACUUCCCACGCGAUUCAGAUCCCCGUAGAGAACCCGAACCAGAUCAACGAGAUAUUCGAUUCCAUUUCUUAUUACAAGGGUUCCAGUCUUAUAAGGAUGUUGCAAAAUUUCCUUGGUGAGGACAAUUUUAAGAAAGGCUUGCAAGCAUACCUGAAGAAAUACAUGUUUAGUAACUCGGAAACGGCUAAUCUCUGGGACUCCUUGUCAGAGGUGAGAAAAUAAAAUGUCGAUGUCAAGGCGAUGAUGGACACGUGGAUUGGACAGAUGGGUUACCCCGUCGUGACGCUUUCCAGGACUGAUAAUACCAUAGAGGCAACACAGGAGAGGUUCUUGCUCAACUCAGGGGAGACUACCAAUGAAACUCAAACUCAGUUUGGAUACAAAUGGUGCAUUCCCCUUAAGUAUGUAUCCUCGCAGACGAUGAACAUCUCGAGUGAAGCAAUGAUGAACUUGUCAUCAGUUACAUUUGAUGUUUCUCCACAAACAACGUGGAUCAAAGCAAAUGCUGGUACGUACGGUCUAUACCGUGUGAACUACGAGAAAUCAAUGUGGAAGCAACUCACAGAUUUAAUGCUGAUAAACCAUACGAUCUUGUCUCCAAGCGACAGAGCCGGGUUGAUAGACGAUGCGUUUACGUUGUCUCGUGCUGGCCUUCUCAACCUCUCCGUAGCCUUGAACCUCAGCCCCUACUUGCUACGCGAGAGAGAUUAUACGCCCUGGAUAAAGGCGAUCGGUCAUCUCAGCUACAUAAGACAUCGCCUGCAGGACAGACCAGCGCAUGCUCACUUCAAGAAAUACUACCUACAUUUAGUGCGGCCUGUGCUAGGUAGUCUCAGCUGGAACAACACGAUUUCUCAUUUGGACAAGUUUCUACGCAACAUUGUAUUCAAAGAAGCUAUUAACCUCGGUGACGAGAGUACAAUCUUAGAGGCUAAGACAAGAUUCGCCGCGUGGAUGAGUGGAAAUCAAAGUUUAGACGCAGACCUGAAGGACAUAGUGUACAAAGCUGGCAUUCAAUAUGGAGGGGAGAGAGAAUGGGAAUUCUGCUGGAGGCGAUAUCUGGAAACGAACAUUGCAUCUGAACGGAAACUUUUGUUGAUAGCUCUUAGGAAAACUCGAGAUACACAGCUGCUAACACGUUUUCUCCACUACUCGUUGGACCCGGAUAAGAUCCGUGCUCAGGACAGCGUGAACAGCAUAGGGGGCGUGGCGGAGAACCCGGCGGGCAGGCUACUGGCCUGGAGGUUCGUGCGGCAGAACUGGGCCCAGGUCCGUGACAGGAUAGGAUACGGGGCGUUCUCAAUCAGCAGGCUGAUAAAGAAGACACUGUCCACAUUCUCCACCCAGUUUGAUUAUGAUGAGGUAGAGGCAUUUUUCGCUGACCGUGAUGUGGGGUCAGGUACGAGAGCCGUCAAACAGGCGCUGGAGAGGAUCAAGAUGAACAUGGAGUGGCUGGAGUCUCACGAGAAAACUGUCUCAGAGUGGCUUCAUAAGAAUAGCAGUCAACCGUAGAUACAAGAGUCUUUAUCUUCAAGAACACAACAAAUAUAGAGCCAACUGCUUCAUCUAUAAAACAGUCUACGGAAUAUAGAGUCAACUGCUUCAUCUGUAAAACAGUCAACAGAAUAUAUAGCCAAUUGCUUCAUCUACAUAACAAUCAACAGAAUCUAGAAACGGCAGCUUCAUCAGCUAAACAGUCGAAUAUAGACCCAACUGCUUCAUCUGUAAAACAGUCUACGGAAUAUACAGCCAACUGCUUCAUCUGUAAAACAGUCUACGGAAUAUGGAGCCAACUGCUUCAACUGUAAAACAGUCAACAGAAUCUAGAGCUAACUGCUUCAUCUGUAAAACAGUCAACAGAAUAUAGAGCCAUUUGCUCCAUCUACAUAACAAUCAACAGAAUCUAGAGACGACAGCUUCAUCAGAUAAACAGGAGUGAGUGAGUGAGUGAAAGUUUUAACGUCGCUUUCAACAAUAUUUCAGUUUUAUCGCGACAAUAAAACCUCAAAUAGUCGAUCUACUACGGAUAAUUCAUUUACUAUUCAGUCAAAAAGGGCACCAGAAGUCACAUAACAAACACAGACGGUAGUUUAAAAUUACAGCUUUCCUGCCAUACCAAUGGCAGAGAGAAAGUCAAAAAUAGUAUCACUUUCUACAGUAUUGAAAAGUUCUGAAAGAGAGCUCACGUGAUAAAAGGAAUCUCGUACAGGAGCAAAGUCGCCACAGUCAAGCAAUAUGUGCUUGACUGUGAACCGUUGAUCACAAGCAAAGCAAUGAGGAGCAUCUUCUCCUUUUAACAAAUACCCAUGCGUAGCACGUGUGUGACCGAUACGACACCUCCUCAAAAUGCAAGCGGAGACGAUGCCGUGAAAGGGAAGGCGCUGGACCAACAAACUGACGAAUAUCAUGCAGUUUGUUGGUUGUCUGGCCAUCCCAUUGAGCCUGAAACAAGCGCUUGAUAUAGGAGCAAAUAUGUGAACGCAUGUCCGAAUAUGGAACGUCAGUUUGGGUAGUAACGGAAUGCAAAGCCGCCUUCGCGGCUUCAUCUGCAGCAGUAUUCCCAGGGAUACCCAUAUGCCCGGGCACCCAACAAAAGACAAUGAUAAAAUCUUCAUUAAGUCGUUUAAACAUCUCCCUGAUAGACAGAAUGUCUGGAUGUACAGGCGAACUAGCCCGAAUUGCCUGGAGGCAGGAAAGGGAGUCAGAGCAGAUGAGAAAUCUGCUACCUCCUAGCUCUGGAAUGGACCGAAGUGCGCACAAAAUUGCCUUGGCUUCCGCAGUAAAUACAGA